This is a messenger RNA of Aspergillus alliaceus, 1317 nucleotides long. RefSeq lists its product as uncharacterized. The record is from RefSeq and is a predicted model, not a curated record. The transcript is spliced from 3 exons. NCBI's taxonomy places the organism in Eukaryota, Fungi, Ascomycota, Eurotiomycetes, Eurotiales, Aspergillaceae. The coding region runs from base 1 to 1317 and encodes 438 amino acids. Gene Ontology annotation, molecular function: DNA-binding transcription factor activity, RNA polymerase II-specific; zinc ion binding. Gene Ontology annotation, cellular component: nucleus. Gene Ontology annotation, biological process: regulation of DNA-templated transcription.
AUGAGGACCACAUUAGCAUGCCAGUGGUGUCGGAAGUCAAAAAUUAAAUGCCAUCACAAUGGAGCCCCUCCGUGCCAGUUAUGUAGGGCUAAUCCGGGCAGAGAAUGUGUCCUGAGCACCCCAGUCCUACGGAGGAAGGAAAGAAACGCUCCUUAUCCUCCCCCGACAAGCAAAACUCGCACAUAUCAUAUAUCAGAAACCUCGGCCCCCGACAGGACAGACAAGGUGCAUGCUGAUCAGCAAGACCGACGCCCGCAAAAGGAUGGUUCAACUUCCGACGCUGUCGACGGUGUUACCACCAGUGGCGAAAUGCAAAGCCAAGUCGCACCGCAGCAAGUGGCAGCUCCUUUAUCACCUGAAUACGCUCUAGUUAAUGUAAACUCGGAGCUAGUCACUCAUGCAAGUCGAAUAUUUGUAAAGCAAUUUCCAGAAUUUGGAUUUGUGCAUAAGCCGACAUUCUUUGAGCACGGCCUGCAGGAUGAGAUUCCUAGCAUCAAGCUAUGCGCAAUCCUGGCUCUGUGCUCUCGAUAUCUUCCCGAGUUAUCGAAUAUAUUUGGACACUUCGCCAAUGUUGUUCGUGAGAAUAUCAUGAGUUACAUGGCCCAGUAUCCUGGGAUUGAUGCCGCUCAUGCCUUGAUUUUGCUCAGUUUGUACGAGUGGGGAGAGGGUAAUGGAUUUCAGGCAUGGAUAUAUACAGAUCUUGAGAUACGAAAUGUGCAGUUCCAAACCCCAUUUUCGGCCUUUUGUAUAUUUAGUGCCGCAGCCGCACUUGUGUAUGCAGACACUUGGCCAUACAUGGCACCCGGGUUAGAAAAUGCCAAGGAAAAAUACCAAUGGAGUUUUGACUGGCUGCAGAGUGCCAGUGAAAAGUGGAAAGUUGCGAAGCGUUGGCAUGAAAUGCUGAGCGAGCUUGCGGGAAUUUUUACACGUCUCAAGACUGAAGGGCAGAAUUUCCCACAUCUGGGACGAGAGGAGUUCCAAGACCUCCAUGACAGUAUGCACCGCCUUGCAGAGCCCGAAUCCACUACUGUGAAUGCCUUGGCUACUCUUUCACAAGGUGAUAGAAUAGUGGGGUCUCACACACAACCAUAUCUGGGGACUCUAAACGGUGGAGAAGACCCUGUGUCGCACGUUCCCCAUGCUCGUGACGCAGUUCGACUUCAUGCAGAGCACAGCAGUACGUCAGAGCGACACGAAACGGAGCUUACUGCUUUUGAAGAUCAACCAGGACACACAGACAACGACAUCGGUGUUGAUCCGGGCUUCCUUCUGGCAAUGCUAUCUGACCCUUCCGGAGAUUGGUCGCAUGUAGUCUAA